AUGGAGACUGCGAACGACGCACCCUCAACUACACUGGAGGGACAACAUGAAGCAGACGCUCAGAACAGCCGAACUCAACAACCCCAACAAUCCCCCGACAGUCAAGAAGACGACGCAGAAGAAGUACGACCACCAUUGCCACCACGUCCUGAGACCAUCGAUCUGCUAAAUGAAGGCAUUGCCUUUCGUACCUCCACGGCGAGACCAAACCUGCAGUCGCACGCGACAACGGCACUGUCAUUGACAGACAUUACCGGCCAAACGAAUGCAGAUGGAAGAGACGGUUUCGUUGCAGGCUUUGGGCGUACCUUGCUGGGGCGGGGACUACGAGCAAAGGCUAGUUUGAGCCAACUGAAUAGUGCUCGUGGUAGUGAAGCCGGGGACACCGCGAGCGUGUUAAGCUUUGCGCCGAAUUCCGAGGAAGGCCAGGAUGAGAGUCUGUUUGGGGAGUUUGCAAAUGAAACCAACGCGCAGGAUAUUUCUGGGAAUAUUGAAGUCCUGGGCUAUGAUGAAUAUCCCCAGGACGGCAAUGAGUACGAAUUUGUAGAGGAAUUCGAGCCGAUAGGGGAACUGGAUGAGGAUGGCCAAAAUGAAGAAUCACUGCUCCAGAAAUGGAAGGAAAAGCGAAAGCAUUACUUGAUUUUAUCAGCUGCUGGAAAGCCAAUAUAUACUCGACACGGCGAUAGUGGUUUGGUUUCGGGCUACAUUGGUAUCAUACAAACAAUCAUCUCAUUCUAUCAGGACGCAGAUGACACUUUGCGGAGUUUCAGUGCAGGAGAUACGAAGAUUGUGAUACUCUCAAAGACUCCGCUAUAUUUGGUUGCUAUCAGUCGAUUAUUGGAAAGCGAAAGCCAUCUGAGACUUCAACUUGAUGCGCUGUACAUGCAGAUAUUAUCGACCUUGACCCUUCCGGCAUUGAACCAUCUAUUUUCGAUCCGGCCAUCUACAGAUCUAAAAAGACCCCUACAAGGUACCGAGACGUUACUUUCCUCGCUCGCCGAUUCUUUUACCAAGGGCUCUCCCACGACUCUCUUAUCGGCAUUGGAGUGCUUGAAACUACGCAAAGCACAUCGACAAGUCAUCAACAAUAUCUUACUAAGAAACAGAGCGGAAAAACUACUCUAUGGUUUGGUGGCCGCUGGCGGCCGCUUGGUCAGCGUAGUCCGACCAAAGAAACAUUCUCUUCAUCCGGGUGACUUACAGCUUCUCUUUAAUAUGAUAUUUGAGGCAGAUGGUGUCAAAGCCGGUGGCGGCGAGAGUUGGAUUCCUGUUUGUCUUCCUGGGUUCAACAGUUCUGGUUAUCUGUACAUGUAUGUCAGUUUUAUAGACCUCAAUGAUGAGUCGGGAGGCGUGAUUAUGAAUGAUGAUACGCCAAAAGAUGAAUCAGUGGCUAUUGUUCUUAUAAGUGCGGACAAGGAAAGCUUUUUCCAGCUUCAAGAGAUGCGCAAUAAACUCGUCGGGCAAAUGCGUAAAAGCGGAAGCUUGAACAUUAUGAAGGAAUCAAUCAAAAAAGGCCGACCAUCGCCAACAGAUAUCGUUCCAGAUACUGUCCUGAGACAUUUCUUAUACAAGUCUAAAGCCCACGUCCAAUUCGUCAUGUCUGCGUAUGCGCCGGAUUUCACAUCCCUCACUCGACAUCGAAGGUUGAUCUCAACUUACAAUUCCCUCCAUGAAAGUGUGCAUGCGCGCAACACACAUGUCAAAAUACACUAUGGCACCAGCAAAUCCGCAAGUGUGUUUGCGUGGGUAACGCCCAUCUUCGAGCUCUACUGUGUAGCUGGACCAGAUGCGACUCGCACCCCUAUUUCGCAAGGCGCAAAUAAGAUUCGCCAAUGGGUUCAGAAAGAGGAAGAGAGGCUUUUUAUUAUUGGUGGUGCGGUUUUUUAA
Molecule: messenger RNA, 1887 nt
Organism: Talaromyces marneffei
Lineage: Eukaryota; Fungi; Ascomycota; Eurotiomycetes; Eurotiales; Trichocomaceae
Exons: 5
Coding region: 1-1887 (628 amino acids)
Biological process (GO): vesicle-mediated transport; protein targeting to vacuole
Cellular component (GO): fungal-type vacuole membrane; Mon1-Ccz1 complex
Source: RefSeq, a predicted model, not a curated record